CAACAUGCUCUACUCUGCGGUCAAUCCCAAUGACUAUCGUAAAAUCUCUUGCUGCACAACCACCAAAGAGAUGUGGGACAAGCUCGAGGUAACAUACGAAGGCACAGACCAAGUUCGAGAAGCCAAAAUUGACUUCCUCACGCAGGAGUACGAGUUUUCAGGAUGAAAGAAGACGAGAAAGUCGACGACAUGUUCGAUCGCUUCUCGAAGAUCAUCAAUGAUCUUCACGCCCUCAAGAAGACGUACGCACACAAGGACCUCGGGAGGAAAAUCCUGCAGAGCCUCACCCCCGAAUGGAGAUCAAAGGCCAAUGCCAUCUAUGAAUCCAUCGGAGUCUCCAACGUCACCAUCGAUGGUUUAAGAGGUAAUCUAAAAACUUAUGAAUCUACUAUUCUAACCCCGUCUUUGGAUGAACAAAAGAAGAGGAUAGCGCUGAAAGCAACCAAGGAAACGGUUGAAGAGGAAUCAAGUGAUGAAGACAAUGAGUUUGACCUCAUCAUCAAGAAAUUCCACAAAUUUUAUGAAGAAAGAGCACGAGAGCAAAUGAAAGAAGCAUGACGGUUCCCCAAAGUGUUAUGGAUGUGGCGAGAUCGGUCACAUCAAGCCGAGGUGUCCAAAAGGCAAAAACGGCAAGGACAAACCCGGAUUCAAAAAGCAAAGAGCGUAUAUCUCUUGGGGUGGUGACUCCGGCGUGGAGUCAAGUGAGCAAGAGGAAGACAAAGAAGCAAACCUUUGUCUCAUAGCUCAAGAAGAAGAGGAGCCCCCCAAUGAUGAAAACAAAAAGGUAUGUAUUUC
Molecule: messenger RNA, 795 nt
Organism: Cuscuta campestris
Lineage: Eukaryota; Viridiplantae; Streptophyta; Magnoliopsida; Solanales; Convolvulaceae
Source: the annotation of a GenBank genome assembly